Molecule: messenger RNA, 1197 nt
Organism: Contarinia nasturtii (swede midge)
Lineage: Eukaryota; Metazoa; Arthropoda; Insecta; Diptera; Cecidomyiidae
Gene: Lst8
Product: protein LST8 homolog
Exons: 5
Coding region: 188-1099 (303 amino acids)
Biological process (GO): regulation of actin cytoskeleton organization; TOR signaling
Cellular component (GO): TORC2 complex; TORC1 complex
Molecular function (GO): protein binding
Source: RefSeq, a predicted model, not a curated record
UUAAACGUCAAUGAAAAAUACUAACCUGUGAAGCACACAAAAAACAAUUGUAAACAGUGUCUGUUUUUGUAAAAGGAAAAAAUGUACUUAUUUGUAUGAAAUAUUCCCCAUCUUUGAAAAACUAUAUAAAAAUUAUUCCGUUCAAGUGAAUAAUUUUUGAAGAGUGAAAAAAAGAUAGUUUAAAAAAAUGAGUGGACAAAUAAUCUUGGCAACCGGAGGCUAUGACCAUACAAUAAAAUUAUGGCGAGCUGAAACGAAAGAUUGUAUUAAAAGUAUGCAGCAUGCGGAUUCGCAAGUGAAUGCAUUGGAAGUAACGCCAGAUAAGUCAUUGAUUAUAGCUGGAGGCUAUCAGCAUAUUCGAAUGUACGAUAUGGUGUCAAAUACGCCUACAAUGAAUUUUGAAGGAGUAACAAAGAAUAUAACACGAAUCGGUGUCCAAGAAGAUGGUCGAUGGAUGUUCACCGGAGGUGAAGACUGUCGUGUUCGUAUCUGGGAUAUGAAAUCGCAAAUUUGUAAACGAGCCUUUGACUGUCAAACACCAAUAAAUGCGGUUACAUUGCAUCCGAAUCAAGUGGAGUUGGCGAUCGGGUCACAAGGCGGUCGCGUUUAUUUGUGGGAUGUAAAAUCCGAUGCACACGAGCAGUGCGUGCCCGAAGUAGAAGCUUCGGUUCAGGAUGUGGCAAUUAGCCCAGACGGAUUAUAUAUGGCAGCGGUGAAUAAUAAAGGGAACUGCUAUAUAUGGAAUCUAACUUCAAGCACCGAUACUCACUUAAGCACAUUGCAACCAAAGCAAAAGAUUGAAGCGCACAAAAGAUACGCACUACGGUGCAAAUUCAGUCCAGAUUCAAAGUAUUUGGUAACAUGUGCCGGAGACUCAACAGCUAAAUUGUGGAAAUCAGGAGAUUUCACAUUGUAUCGCACAUUUGAUAUUGAAACCGAUUAUUGGGUUUGGGAUGCAGCAUUCAGUGCUGACUCAAGGCGAUUGUUCACGGCUUCAUCCGAUGCAAAGGCAAGAUUGUGGAACAUCGAAACGGGAGAAGUUGAACUCGAAUAUAUUGGUCAUCAAAAACCAAUUACCUCAUUAGCUUAUAGGGAGUGAGAAACGCUAAUAGUUUUUAUGUGCAUUUAUUUUAAUUCAUAACAAUGAAACUUGUUCGGUACAAAAAUACAUGUUUCAAAACCUUUUUCAACAACCAA